AUGAACUCGUUGGGUUUCGGGGGUGUCGGUGUGUAUCCUCUCCACGGUGUGAGCUCCAUGCUGCUGGACCUCCACCACCAGAUGGCAGAGCAGUACCACGUUUACUCUGCAGCAGCCAGCCCAGCAGUGCACACCCUGUCUGUGGCCGAGAGACUGGCAGAGCUGAUCCUGGAGGCUCGCUAUGGCAACCAGCAGAAGCAACGCCGCAGCCGGACGGCGUUCACGGUGUCACAGCUGCAGGCUCUGGAGAAAGCCUUCCAGCAGACUCAGUACCCAGAUGUGGGCAUGAGAGAGAGGCUGGCUGUCUGCAUCAACCUGCCUGAGGCUCGCAUUCAGGUGUGGUUCAAGAACAGGAGGGCAAAGUUUCGUAAAGGUCAGAGGUGCUCCCCCGUCUCCAGAGACAGCAGCCUGGAGGAGCCUCCACAUCGCAGCAAGGUGGGACAGGAGGAAGACAAACAGGACAUUGACAUCAACAUCCCUCCUCUUCAUCGCUGUCCUCCUCCUCCUCCUCAUGUGGAUAAAACGAGGGAUGUUUGCCCACCUCCUCUCGCUCCUUCAGACUCUGAUGUUUCACGGUGCCCCCUCCGCCUUCACUCUCCUCCACUUUACCCCUUCAGCCACACGCCUCACCAGUCGGUCGUAGGAGUGCUGUCCGCCGAGCUCGCCCUUCCCCCGGUGUUCUGGCCCAUCAUACAGCAGCACGGCUCGUCCGCCUUGGGGCUUCAUCCAUCGUCACUUACUAAAAACUGUAGCCUCUCCCUUCAGACUGCUUGUUCCAGUAAAGCUGGGCCUCACCCUCACCUGGGACUGUAACUGUAGACCUGCACACCUAUACAACCCAGGAUCUCUGCUCCUUGUGGACUCACCUGAACACGAGGGAAGCACUUACUGUCUUGUUCCUGUAAACCUGACUGAAUAUGAAUUUUUUAUUUGGAGAGCUUUAUUGAAUAUCUGGGGUGUAAAGCUGAGAGAUGUAAAGCUGUACAGUCAUAUACUUUCAGGUCUAAUUUGGGUCUGCUUUAAUUAACAUCUACAGGUUGCCUUUAUUUCGCCAGUGGUACAGUGUGAGUUUGCUGUUGUUUAAUCCAUCACAAGCAAUGUAAACACCACAUUUAAAGCAGCAUUGUUUAGCUGGCUACACUGCCAAGUAGCUACACAGUGAUAAUGAUGGUAAAGCAUCUGAGAGAAAGUUCCUCAUUGUAGCUAGGCACUGCAACAUGGAAAUGUGAAAUAAAAUGAUUUGUACCUGAAUUCUGUUUUUUUUUUUCUUUUGGUAUACAGCUGGGUGAUGAUGUAAAAUGCU
Messenger RNA from Sebastes umbrosus (honeycomb rockfish), 1303 nucleotides. RefSeq lists its product as uncharacterized. Gene Ontology annotation, molecular function: RNA polymerase II transcription regulatory region sequence-specific DNA binding; DNA-binding transcription factor activity, RNA polymerase II-specific. The record is from RefSeq and is a predicted model, not a curated record. Gene Ontology annotation, biological process: regulation of transcription by RNA polymerase II. The coding region runs from base 1 to 813 and encodes 270 amino acids. The transcript has 3 exons. NCBI's taxonomy places the organism in Eukaryota, Metazoa, Chordata, Actinopteri, Perciformes, Sebastidae.